CGCAUGACCUCAGUCGCCGGCGUCGGAGAUCCCCAAACUCGUAGCGCGAGCAGCUCGGCGGACGUUUCCGCGCCGCAGUUCCACAACACUGGGCCGGCGCCUGUUCGUCCCGUGCGCUUGCUCGCCGCUUGCUUGUGUCUGUGCAGACCCAUCCGUGCGCCACUUUCGCUUGCGCGGUGGCCGUGUAGCAGUGUAGCUGCUCUCUCCGACGACGCUUUCCCGUGUGCAAGUGUCAGACGGUAGGACGCAGCAAGAAAAAGGCAUCGUGCCCGGAACAAGCAAAAGGCAGCUAGCUAGAGCCGACGCGGUGGUGUACAACCACUACGGCUCCUUACGACUACCAAUCGCCCCGCCACUAGCCGCGUCGCUUCGCCGCCUGCCCUCGCUCUCGGCGUGCUUCUCCAGCCCAGUGGUUGUCUGCCUGCAUGUCUGUGCGUGACGCUGUGCCAAGGUAGUUUUUGGAACAACACUCCGGCUGCUUCUAUUUUUGCGGUGUUCAACCCCAGCCUUCGGCUCACGUCUCGCGCGCGGCCCCAACUCCUACGCCGACGACACCUCGGAACGAUCCGCGAUGGAGGAUCUGGACGCCCUGCUUGCCGAUCUGCAGCAGACGACGGCGAGUCUGAGUAACGGCUCGUCGCCUCUGUAUUCGAGCAUAAACAGGCCAGGAGUUCUCGGGAAAGACCACAACAUGAGCCACACCGUUACCACAGAGCGCUACGACUACAAACCCUCAUCUGAAAAAACGUCGCCCAUCUACCAGAACCAGUACAUUGUGCGCGAAGUCACAACUACAACUACGAAUCGAACCGCGUCGCCGUCGCCGCCGUCGUCGCUGCGCAGCCGGGGCCUGUUGGAUGGGGCAGCCAGUCCGCCGACUCCAAGGCGCUCACCCAUCUCCAACAAUCUUUCGGAGCUGGACAACCUCUUGGAAGACCUCAACACAGCCAAGUUCCCACAUGCAGUCACACCUUCGCCUCCGAUGUCAAGAAGUAGAGUCACUGAGGUCACCACAACUCGUGAGGUCUCACAUGUGCCAAAUGGGAGGUCCCUCUCACCAUCAUCGCCAGUGCGGUAUCGGCCACCCUCAUCACCACGUUCUUAUGAGAUGGAACCUGCGAUGGAGAACCUACUCGACGACCUUCAAAACGCCGUUCCGCAGCCAAGUCGAGGAGUUCCAAGGACACCACAGAGUCCCAAGGCACAACGUAGCUAUGGCACCCCAACUCCAACUGCAUCGUCUGCAACGAAGGAACUUGAUGACUUGAUGGCAUCACUGUCAGAUUUCAAUCUGAACGGGCCACAGGCUCAGUCGCCCAUCCAGUCCCAGCAGCGGCAGCAGCUGCACGGCUCUCCCACGCCCGUGAGCGACCCGGCGUACGCCAAGCCCCACCGGCUGAACCGGCCCAACCAGCCACCUGGCAACAAGCUGGAUUCCAUGUUGGGAACCCUGCAGUCGGACCUCACAAAACAGGGGGUCACCACGACUGCCAAGGGCCACUGCUCCGCAUGCUCUAAGCCAAUUGUCGGCCAGGUGGUCACUGCCCUGGGCCGCACGUGGCACCCUGAGCACUUUGUGUGCGCUCAUUGCAACCAGGAGCUGGGUACCAAGAACUUCUUCGAGCGGGACAAUGAACCGUACUGCGAGACAGACUACCACAACAUCUUCUCCCCUCGAUGCGCCUACUGCAACGGCCCCAUCCUGGAUAAAUGUGUAACUGCCCUGGACAAGACAUGGCACCCGGAGCACUUCUUCUGCGCCCACUGCGGGAUGCAGUUUGGCGAGGGAGGCUUCCAUGAGAAGGACGGCAAACCUUACUGCCGCGACGACUACUUCGAGCUGUUCGCACCCAAGUGUGGCGGCUGCAACAGGCCAAUCACCGAGAACUACAUCUCGGCCCUGAAUGGCCAGUGGCAUCCCGACUGCUUUGUCUGCCGUGACUGCAGGCAACCAUUCAAUGGCGGCAGCUUCUAUGACCACGAGGGGCAGCCCUUCUGCGAGACACACUAUCACGCCAAGCGGGGCUCGCUGUGUGCGGGCUGCCACAAGCCCAUCACUGGCCGCUGCAUCACAGCCAUGUUUCGCAAGUACCACCCCGAGCACUUUGUCUGCGCCUUCUGCCUCGGCCAGCUGAACAAAGGCACCUUCAAGGAACAGAACGACAAGCCCUACUGCCAUGCCUGCUUCGAAAAGCUCUUUGGCUGAUGGCGCCUCCCCUAUCCCAAGACCUGUGCGCCAAGGGCGCCGCUGUUGCUGCUGCUGAACACUGCAGUCGGCAACAACCUAAGAACACAGUAGCAAGUACACCGUUGUUCAACUCGGAAGAGGAUUUAUAGGGAUGUGCCACCCAAUUACGUUCUCUGAUUUCGGCGACGUACUGCCGAGGCAGACAUUCGACAUCCAACUGCUGUGGUGGCUUGGUGGCUAUGAAUUUUUGUGCUGCCGAGCACGAGGUCGCGGGCUCGAUUCGCGACCGCAUUCCGAUGGGGGCGGAAUGCAAAAGCACCCACACAAUUCGAUCCAGGUGCACGUUAAAAGAACCCCAGGUGAUCCAGUUAAUCUGGAGCCCCCAACUACAGUGUCUCUCCAGGCUUGUUUGUUGCUUUGGGAUGUUACACUUUGCAAUUUUGUUUUGUUUGCUUUUUUCAGUGCCCAUGGCAUCUCUCUGGAAACCAUGCAUUUGAGUGUGGAAGUGCGGAGGGCAGGUUCGGCGCCGUCUUUGUUGGUGGAGCUUGUACUGAAUUGUCACUGAGUGUAUACAGGAAGCUAGUGCAUGACUUCUGCUUGGACUGAGCGAAAAAUCUUGUCUACUCAGGCCCAGUUUGUUGAGAGCUUUCCAUUUUGGAAAGGGUGAUGCCAGUUGGAAUUGGCACUGCCACGGAAUACCCAUUUGCAAACUGACAGCGUGUUCUUAUGGUAUGUCUCAAUGUGUAAAAUCAUGCCAGAAUGAAACACCCAACUGGAACAAACAAAGGAGAAUCCCAUGUACGCAUUUACAAGUUGCAACAUGUGGUUGUGGUGUAACUGAAUGCUAAGAAUGCACCAGUGACACGCACACCACACUGGCCAUUAGCUUUCUUGUGUUCACUUUUAGGUGUGGCACAAUGGAACCAUAGCUGGCCUUUUGCUCCGCACACGUUUUCACUAAAGUUCCAUGUGCUAAUGUAAUAACAACUAUUGUUGGAAUGGUGUGUACGGCACCUUAGAAUGACAUAAAAGGGCAUGAAACAAUGCAAACAUGCAAAAGAGAUGAGGGCUACAACUCGGCAACAAUUUUGCGUGUUGUGUUCAGCAGCAGCAGCAGCAGCAUCAAGUUACACGACUGCAGAAAGUGGCUCGGUACUUCCAUGCAACUUUUUCUGCAAAUGUUAAGUUUUUAGCUGGACUUUUCUUCUUCUUUUUCUUUUUCGCAGUGAUUGUUCUGUUUCAUACUGUCAACUGAUUAAUAAGUGAGUGUAUAGUAGCUCUUCUUCGGGGCUAUAUAGGGCUCGCACCUCACAACCAACUUGCAACAAAUAGGGAAAAGCCAUGUCGCUACUGCAAGCUCCUGUCCACUUCUCAAAUUUCAAGAGUGUUUUUGUCCACCUGUAUAAAUUGUGCAGCCAGCUUGACUAGUCCUACUAGGCCUAGGACUUCUUUUCGUAACUGCUGGCCAACUGUUUUAAUCGUGCCGUGAGUGCCGUUUACAGACUGGAAGAAUACGCUUUGCAAGGUAUAUUUCUGCCACCUAACCAAACCAGUGCGACAAAAAAAGCACAUGGGAAGAGGCUUGUGGCAAGUUUGCCUACCUGUUGGAGAACACUUGUAUAUGUUGUUAAGAUGAAGCCUUCAGUGUAGGCAAGGCAUUAGACGGUUGCAUUGCGCUGGCUCUGUGCUUGGUGACCUGAAAUUUUAGAUACUUUUAGAAAACAAUAUCACAUUUUAGCUAAGCAUUUCUUGACAGGCAUGGAGCUGCUUGAUGUUUUUGCUGUUGGUGUUUUAAAUGUGGCAGUUUUCUUAUGACAAUUCUUUAUCCUCCCCCAUCAUGUACAUGUACAAUGCAUUACUCAAUUAUUCCCUAGCUAGACGCUUGUUGUAAAGAGCUCUUCUGCCUGAACUGUCAUGUUAUUGGUGUCUUAGUUGCACUUAAUGCAGCCUUCGGCAAAUGUUUUGUGAUGCCUGUCAUUUAUUUUACAUCUCAUCAUGUUUGGUCAGGAGAGCCCCUAAUGCAGGAAUCACAUGCGAGCCGUACAUUGACAUUGUAUGGAUGGCAUGCCAGUAUGUAUCUCUCUGCUGUGAGCAAUGUAACUGAGCUUCAAAGUAGCAAGAUACUUCUGAAAAAAUUUCAAUUUGCGCCACAGCCACGCUACAAUGGCAAGCAAAGAACACACAAAUGACAAGAAUUCACGUGAUUUCUGGUUGCACAUUUCUAGGAUGAAUGAUAACAUGUUACAGCUUUAUACUGGGAAAAAGAAGGGACGGGACUUCUCAACAGAGAAAGCUAGAGUUAAAGGGACAAGAUAAUUUAACAGCUUUACUUAAUCUACAACCCAUUCAAAUCUUUUGGGCCUUUGUUUAGGGCAGAAGUACCACUGUGCUGUUAUUGCCAUCCCAGCCCUUUUAUCACAAUGCAUGAUCGAAAUGUAAUAAGUGUUGAAUGAAAAGAACUGCAUUACACUAGAAAAUGUGACAGUGCAAAAGAAAAGCCUAUCUGUACUCGACAUUAUCAAAGUUGAUGACACAAAUUUCCACAUUUUCAUUAACUUAUAAUGAGAAACAUUUUUGUACCUCAUGAGGCGGGUACAGUAGUACUAGCCCGUUAUAGGAACUCCGGAUAUAGUAAAGUUAUGUGCCAGCCUCUGUCAAUUUAUUAUGCCUUCAACAGCAAAUAAGAAAAUUCUUAAUGUUUUUAACAGCCAUGCCCAAUAAACCCAAUUCAGUAAACUAUAAUGGCACUCUUGGUACUGUUUCUAGCCUGAUCUGCUCUCUCAGAGUGACUGCAGGGUUGAAAUCCAAAAUUUGGCAGUUGCAUAUCAACGCAACCCUAUGCCUGGAGAGGUCUUCUGGUGGACCUACCUCUGAGAUGCCAUCACUCAAUAAGUUUGCACCUUGCCACAAUGAACAGUUUUACUGAACGUGGAGGGAUCCGUUUUCAGCUAUCUCAGUGAAAAAAAGGCUUUGGCAUAUAUUGGCUUUUGUAAAGUAAAGGUCCUGGUAUGGCAAACAUUUUACUGUAUUCUGACCAGUUCACUAUAACAAGUGGUCCUACUGUAUCAUCUAGUGCUGCGUCAUACUGUGCCAACGAAUUCUACACUUCCAUAAAUGUAUACUGCUCAUGUUUCUAUCGCAACGAAAGCAUAGCUCAGUUGGUGUUUGACGUCAAUGACACUGAAGGCUCACGUACUGGCAAAGCUGCACGACGCACUACUCUCAUUUUUUGGGUUGUUGGCUGGUACCUGAGAUUUUCUUUCGUUCUUUAGCAUAGAGCUUCAUCUUGUAGUUUCUGCUACAGCGAGUGUUAGCGCGCACCUCGAAAAGGUUGUGGUCUGUGUUGGGCACAAAUGACCCCAAUUUCAUGACAAAACACUGUGAAGUGCAUCCUACUGCAUAGGUGAUAAUUUUUUGGCAGCCGCAUACACACGGAAGACAUUUUUUUACACUUGUGCAGCAACUCCAGCUAUUGCGAGGAGUCCUUGUGCACCAGAGACUCGUUUACCGUCGGUCAUUUGGUGUGUUGAUUGUACUGUAGUGCCCUCGUGUUGCAUGUUUUAUUAGCAACGACAGUGAGAUCACAUGUAGAAACAUCCGCACUUCUGUAAAGAAUGUUCAAGCAAUGCGCUCCAGGCCAGAUAAAGCAUAAGACUGUACUGCCUGCUGGGUUCAAGGUACCAGGCUCGAGAUAAUGCACCUGUGUCCACGUGGCCGCUCUUUUACCGAGACGCCAUCGUGGUACCCAGCUUCUGCACCUAAGUGUUACUGUUCUUGUUACACAGCACAGUGCUCAAGCAUUCUAGACAGAUUUGUGGAUGUCUGUACCAGUUACCCAACCCAGCUCACUGCCGUGUAUUUUGGCAGUGUGUGCUUUUUAACUUCGCCACUCACACAUCCGUGAGAUGCGUACAACCUUCUUGGCAACUGCGCUAUACCCUCGUACUUGGAGUUAUGACAAUAUUUUAGUCUGGGGUAUCUAUCAAUCUUUUUAUACACAUAUAUAUAUAUAUAUAUAUUACUGUGGGAUGAUGCUCUAAGGCUGUGGGUUAGUUUUUUUUUUUUCAUUCGUAUAAUAGCAAUAUGCUUUAAUAAUAUUCCUGACAGAGAGUGCUUAUCAGUGCUUUUCUCCAUCAUAAAGUCAUCCAUGAAUGUAGAAGUUGCUAAGUCAUGUUGAAAUUGUGUAAUGAGGGUUGAGCAGACUUUGUGUGUGUGUGCAUCUUUGAUAAUGCACAAAAUGACGUGCAAUUUCUAGUGCCGCCAGCUCUGUAUACAGUGUUCGUUUUGUUUUCUUUCGUCAGAAGCUGCUACCACCUUCACAUUGUGUCUGUAAUAUCAAGGCCUAACAAAGAAUGCCUUUGUUUGUUA
Dermacentor albipictus is the source of this 6556-nucleotide messenger RNA. RefSeq names its product leupaxin-like. The record is from RefSeq and is a predicted model, not a curated record. Lineage: Eukaryota; Metazoa; Arthropoda; Arachnida; Ixodida; Ixodidae.